Messenger RNA from Lodderomyces pseudojiufengensis, 1197 nucleotides. RefSeq lists its product as uncharacterized. Lineage: Eukaryota; Fungi; Ascomycota; Pichiomycetes; Serinales; Debaryomycetaceae. The transcript has a single exon. Gene Ontology annotation, biological process: GPI anchor biosynthetic process. The record is from RefSeq and is a predicted model, not a curated record. Gene Ontology annotation, molecular function: hydrolase activity, acting on ester bonds. Gene Ontology annotation, cellular component: endoplasmic reticulum membrane. The coding region runs from base 1 to 1197 and encodes 398 amino acids.
AUGGACCUCAAGAGUACUAUAAUAAGAGUGCUAUCAAUUCUACUAUUUUCAUUAACAACCUUCAUUCACGCAUCUCCAGGAGAUGAUCUUUAUGCAUUUUCAGAUUGUUUAUAUCAAUGUGAACAAAUAACAUGUAAAAAAAAUCCAUAUAAUUUAUUUCAAGAAGAAUUUUAUAAUGAAUUUUUGGAUAAUGGAGUUGAAAUUCAUUAUUAUAAUGAUAAUUGGAAAUUUCAAUCUAUGCCAUUACCUUUCCAUUUAAAGAUUUUAGGAUGGACUUGUGAACUGAAUUGUGAUUAUCAAUGUCAACGUAUUAUAACUGAAGAAAGGUAUAAAAAUAAUGAAGAAAUUUAUCAAUUUCAUGGAAAAUGGCCAUUUUUAAGAGUGUUUGGGAUUCAAGAAUUAUUUAGUGUUUUAAUGUCAUUGGGAAACUUGUAUGUAACUUAUAAAUAUGGAUUUAAAAAAUUUUGGAAAAUUGUUAAUAAUAAGAAAUUACCAAUUCAAUUAAGAAAACAAUUUUAUAAUAUAUUGUUUGUUUCUGUGGUUACUAUGUUGGCAUGGAUAGCUUCAACUGUUUUCCAUACUAGAGAUUAUCCAAUUACAGAACACUUGGAUUAUUAUUUAGCUGGUGCAACCAUCUUAUCAAGUUUUCAUGCAUUAGGAGCAAGAUUAUUUGAAUUAUAUAAACCUGAAAAGACCCUUUAUAGAUGGUCAUUCACUUUUCUAUGUGUUGCAGCAUAUAUUUAUCAUGUUCAAAGAUUAUAUUUUGAUUGGUCAUACACUUACAAUAUGAGAGCUAAUAUUAUUAUUGGAAUAUGUCAAAAUUUAUUUUAUUGUCUAAUAGUUUUCAAACUAUAUUGCAAAUACUUUGAUUUAGAACAAUUAGAUCCAACCACAGUCAAUUUAAGCCAUAUAAAUUACAUAAGUUUUAAAAGAAUAAUACUACCUAGUUUUUAUUCAAGAAGUUCAAAAUUAUAUACAUUAUAUCCUUUACUUUUAUGUACAAUAGUUAUUUGUGGAAUGAUGUUAGAAAUUUUUGAUUUUCCACCAAUAUUUUUUGAUUUAAUAGAUACUCAUAGCUUGUGGCAUUUGGUGACUAUAAUACCAGCUUAUAUGGGCUGGUAUGAUUGGUUGAUAUGGGAUGUUUUUGAAAAUGUCUGGCCAGAUUUGAAACAGGCUGAAAUUAAGAAAAAUGAAUAA